Molecule: messenger RNA, 1094 nt
Organism: Papaver somniferum (opium poppy)
Lineage: Eukaryota; Viridiplantae; Streptophyta; Magnoliopsida; Ranunculales; Papaveraceae
Exons: 3
Coding region: 1-1020 (339 amino acids)
Source: RefSeq, a predicted model, not a curated record
AUGGGUAAGAUGGGUAGGAAUCGAGGACAUUCUGCUGACUUCAAGUAUGAUUCGAUUAGUUAUGCGCUUAAUUUUGAUGAAGGUGUUUCUGAUGAUACGCAUCCUGAUUAUUAUCAGUUUCAUAUGAGAAAUUUUUCUUCACGAUUACCCGCUUCUCCACCGGAUACUCCAUCUGCAAAAACAUCUUCUAUUCUAAUUCUUCAAUUCUUGUUUCCUCUAGAGAGAUCACUGCCUAUAGUUAGGGAACACUUGAAGAAGUUGAAAGAAGAGACGAAUAAUGAUAACUUGUUGUCACAACGACAACAAAAAGAGUUUCCUGAUUGGUUUAAGAAUCAGUUAAGAGCAAACUCAUAUUCAGCUUGCAACCUGAAUGGAAUUCGGUAUCAUACGAAACAACGUGAAGCUCGACGAACAACCCAAAAUAGUGGAUUGGUAGUUGAUUCAGUAUUUGAAAGCAUUGGUACAUUAUAUGAUGUUAUUGAGGUAGAAUACCUGAAAAAUUAUAGGGUUGUGUUAUUCAAGUGUGACUGGUUCGAUUUGACUCCACGGAAGAAAAAUCUUAAAACAGAUCAUGAUUUGACAUGUUUAAAUGUGAGUAGUACCUGGUAUAAGAAUGACCCAUAUGUUAUCGCAUCGGACGCGCGACAAGUGUUUUACCUGGAUGAUCAUAAAUUCGGAGCAGACUGGAAAGUGGUUCUAAAGAUGCAUCACAUACAUAUAUGGGAUGUGCCUGAAAUGGAUGAUGAUGAUGAAGAAGGAGAAGAAGAUGUUUAUCAACAAACUGGAGAUGUAACAAUAUCAUCAGUCAUACAAGAAGAUAAUAACGUUGGACUAGAUGAACUCCAUAGAGAUGAUGUGGAGGCAGAGUUGGUAGAUGCAGAGAUUGUACAUGCAGAUGAUAUUGACGUGGAUGAUAUUGAUGUCGAGGAAGAAGAUGAGACAUUAGUUGAUUAUAAUGACUCGGAGGUGGAAGAGGAAGACAUUGAGCCAGUUGACGAUGAUACGGAUUUAGAGGAUUAGUUAUUUGCAUUUUAUUUACUAAAAAAUAGUUGUUUGGUUUGAUAAUUAUUUUGAUUAGAAACGGCAGCUCUUUA